This is a messenger RNA of Brassica rapa (field mustard), 4636 nucleotides long. Its product is annotated as MATH domain and coiled-coil domain-containing protein At3g58370-like. The record is from RefSeq and is a predicted model, not a curated record. Lineage: Eukaryota; Viridiplantae; Streptophyta; Magnoliopsida; Brassicales; Brassicaceae. Gene Ontology annotation, molecular function: protein binding.
UCUCUAUCUCUUCUUCAUGUUUUAAAGUAGUAGUAUUGUAGUGUAAGCGUUUACUGACUGCGUCUAUCUUUCUUGAAUCCUCCUCUGCAGUGUAAUCACUUCACCUUUCCAACCUUAGUUCUCUGGUGUAUUGGAACAUACGGUUUCACUUCAUGUGUGUUGGUUCGAUCUUGUAUCGCUUCACUGUUGUGUUUUUUUAGAGUCCAUAUAUCGUGAAUUAUAGAUUUUUAUGUGUUUUCUUUUAUAACUGUUUGUGAACUUUGUUGAGUGACAUACCUUUCAUGUUUUGGUAGUGUGCUUUAGACUCUGGAGCCUCUCUUUAAUGGUGAAUAAAGCUGAUGAUAACAAGUUCACUUGGGUGAUUAAGGAUUUCUCCUCUCUGCAAUCUUUUGAAAUCUGCUCUGAUGAAUUUUUGAUUGGUGGCUACAAAUGGUACAAGAGUAAAUUGUUUGCUAAUGUUGUUUAGGUGCUAUCCUCCACAGAUUCGCUAAUUCUUUUGUUCGUUUUUUUCACUGUAGGCGUCUUUUUGCUUAUCCAAAAGGAAUUGAAACUGACUACUUGUCGCUGUAUCUGGGAGUAGAAACUUUUGAAUACUUGCCCCUUAGAUGGAGAAGACACGCAAAAUUUUCACUCCAAGUAGUAAAUCCAAUUUAUGAACAAUCCCCUAUACUGCGAGGUACGCUAUUAGCUCAUGGUUUGAACUUUGAACAAUCAUAUUCUUCAAGUUUAAUGUGUUGUGAAAUGUUUUUUUAACUAGAUGAGUUCUAUGUUUCUUGAUUUUACAGAAGUAAAGGAGUGGCGGUUUAAUCAACAGGUUCCCUUCUUUGGACUUCUAUAAAAAUGCUUCCACUUGUAAUUGUUGAUUCCAAAGAUGGUGGGUUUCUUGUGAAUGAUGAGCUCAAGAUUGUUGCGGAGGUAGAUGUUCUUCAAGUUACCGUAGCAUCUGAUGCAUCAGAGCGAUCUCAAGAGGCAGCAUAUUAUGUUACGGGAUCUAGUGAUUUGCAAAAGGAAACUCGAGUGGGAAACGAAACCGUUGAUGUCAACGGGUUUCAAGUCUCUACAUCACAAGUAGCAUCUGUGAGGUGUAUAUUUGAAAAACACCCAGACUUUGCAUCAAAAGUCCUUUCAAAUAAUCAGCAUCUGAAGUCGACAUACAUGAAUGUUCUCCUUGGACUAAUUGAAACACUAUGCCAGUUGCCUGAGAAGCUCUCUGAUGUUGAUUUGUCUGAAGCAUCGGCUGCAGUUGUAUACUUAACGCAGGUUGGCUUUAAAAUGGAUUGGUUGGAAAAGAAGCUCCAGGAAUUAAAGGAAAAGAAGAAGAAGAUGAACACUGGCAAGGCUCAGCUGCAACACAUGGAGGAAGAGUUUAAAAUACUCAACAAGAAAUGCUUAGACCUGAAAGAUCUUCUGGACAAGCAGAAUGAAGAUUUGUCUGCCGCCAAUGUUGCUUUCUCGUUCGAUGAUGUUGUUUGAUGUUUCAAUAGUUGUCUACGUGCAUAGCUGUAGAACGACUUAUAUUAAAAAACGGAGGGAGUAUGUUAUUAGAGCAUGUACAACGGGGGUUUUUAAUAAAUCCUAAAGUACAAAUCCUUCACUAUUAAGCAUAUAAUAUUAAUAUUAAACUCACAUAACUUAAGGAUCAAUCCUUUCCUAAGGAUUAUUUUGCGUGAAUCCCUGUUGACGUGGCACUUGUUUUUUGUCUAUCGCGUGCAGGGUUUCCCGUGUUCGUGUCAUUUGAAGUGGAGAGGAGAAAAAAAAAAGUUUGUCUCUCCGAUUGGCGAUUCGCUCUCUCCGGGUAAGAUUUUUGAAUCGACGGGUUGUUAUGUUCUUCUCCUCUGAUUCUUUGGAUUUACAUAGGGUUUCAUGUGUUUCUCUUCGCAAAUUAGGUUACGGAAUUGGAGAUUAGGGUUUUCAAUCGAAUCGGGUUUCAUCACGUUUUGAAUUUCAAUCAAUUUCGGGUAUCUUUCGUUUGUAAUAAAGGUUUCAAAUCGAUAGAGGUAUCAUUCGAUAGGAGUUUAAUAGGGCUUUGAAUCAGAUUAAAUAUCGUGAGUCUUGUGUUUAAAAAUGAUUUGUGUUUCAAUCGAUUUGGGGUAUCUUUCCUUUGAAAAGGUUUCAAAUCGAGUCUCCUGUCGGAGUAUUGGGUUUGAUUAAUCAUUUUGACUGAUUCUUUGAAAUGUGUUGAUGUUUGGUUAUAUUUUUUGUAUUAACGAGUGUGGUUAUCUUCUUUCAGGUUUAAAAGACAUGGGACGAUAUAGCUACAGCCAACCCAGUUCAUCAGACGAGUAUGAUAUAGACAUUACUUCGCUUCUUGAAGCAGAAUGUCAAAUCUACGCGGAUGAAGCUGAGAGUAGGCAGACUAUAGUUGAGCCGGUUGCGUACGUUCCUCAACCUGAGUGUGAUGAUGGAAUUCCCAAGACCUGCUACUGUGGUGCUGAGCCUGUCGUUGCAAUAGCUUGCACAAGGAAAGAUCAAGGGAGAAGGUACUUCACCUGUGCCAAUGCGGAUGAUGGAGACUGCCAUAUAUGGAAAUGGUGGGAUGUGGCCGUCAUGGAGGAGUUUGGUGACCAUCAGAGACAACUUAGGGAGCUUAAGGCCCAAGCUGACUCGAGUGAUGAGAAGCUGGUAAAGGUUGAGAAGACAGUGGGUGAGUUGGCUAAGAGGAAAACCGGAAUCACAAAUGGCCUUCCAGUGGUUGUUUGUGCGAUGGUUAGUCUCUUCUUUGUACUAUGUGUGCUGGUCUCGUUCAAGUGGGUUAGUUUCUUCCCUUAUGCUUAUUUUUUCUUGUUUAUUUUACUUUAAAACUUAUGACUCUUUUAUCUCAUUUCUGUUCAGGAGGAGCUUCAGAGGAUGAUAAGGAGACUCUUUUAGCUCAUGUCUGCACUUUAGAAGGUAAUGUACAAACAACUUCCAACUCUUUUACGUAAUGCUUGUGUUUUGUUCUGUAGUUAAGUUGUUUUUAUAAAUAUGUUUAAACUCGAAAUGAAACCUAAAAUAUUUUAAAGUCUAAAACUCAGAUUUGAUUGGUGAUAAAUGCAACUUAAUUGCGCGCUACCUUCCUAACUCCUCUGAGUUGAUAGGGUUAAAUGUAUAGCAAUUGCUUUCUACCUUCCUAACUCCUUUGAAUUGAUUGCUAGUAAUUGUAAGUUAGCUAGAAAAUCCCCUACUUAAGUCUCUGUGAUGCUAAAAUAUAGUGACACAGAGCAUUGCAUAACCAUGGAUACCACCUCUGGUUUUGUUAAUCUACUCAAUAACCAAUCGGUUGUUGACCUUGAGUCACCCGAAGUGGAUACCACCCCUAGUUCUGAUCAGUCUGCGGUGAAGGAGAGGAGGAAGUGGACUAUGAAGGAUGAUAAAAUCCUGAUAGGAGCAUGGCUUAACACAAGUAAAGACCCUGUGGUGAGCAACGAGCAAAAAGGUGGAGCUUUCUGGAAGAGGAUCCAAGACUACUACAACUCAAGCCCACAGCUCGUUGGGACAAUACCUAGAGAGCUUGGUCAGUGCAAGCAGAGGUGGGCUAGGAUCAACGAUCUUGUCUGCAAGUUUGUUGGAAGUUAUGAAGCGGCUUUGAGGGAGCAGCGUAGUGGUCAAAACGAUGAUGAUGUGAUGAAAGCAGCCCUUGAUAUCUUCUAUAAUGACUACUCCAUCAAGUUCAACUUGGAACAUGCGUGGAGGGAGUUGAGACAUGACAGGAAAUGGUGCUCCACCAAUCUCUCUAAGGACACUGUGAAGGAAAAAAGGAAACAAACGGUGGAGGUUGAUGGAGAAGACGAUGUGGGAGUAGCCGAGCGUAGACCUAUGGGUGUGAAGGCUAGUAAAGCGGCUUGUAAGAAGAAGAAGAGUGGUAGAGAAGAGGAGUUGGAAAAGAUACAGGGAAUUUUGGACACGAAACACAAAAUAUCUAAAGAGAAAGUUCUUGCGCGUUUACUAGCCAAAAGUGAUCCUCUCUCUGAGAUGGAAACUUCUUUAAAACUGAAAUUGAUGUCUGAGAUGUUCUGAUGUUUAGUAGAGUAGUUUAAGGUAUUAAACUUGUUUUGAGAUGUUGUUUGUUGUGAUUGGUAAUAUACUUUGCUAACUCUUACUUUAUUUGAUGUUGCAGGGUCAAGUUCACGGGUGCAUGAAGUGUAGUGAAAGUCACGGGUGAAGGUGUUUUGUUGUUUUCCCAAGUCACGGGUUGUAUUAUGUUUGCAUGAAGUCACGGAUGUUGUGUUUCAUGUCUCGGCUUAUAUAUAUCUCUUGUACUCUCUUUAUUCCAAGCACUUGUAAUCUCUUUUAUUCGAACUUGUAAUCUCUUCGGCGAAUUUGAAACUCCAAACUAGUAACCACUUAUUGUAACUCCAGACAAACAAUUGAUGUUUAGUACGCACUCAGUACGAUACAACGGAAUUUGAAGAAGGAGAUGUACCUAGCAGUUCACGGGUGCAUAAGCCUCGUGAUACAGACCUCCCUCCAAGCGUCACUGAAAUUCGUGCCAAUCGGGUUCGGGUCCGAGAGCAAGAAACACAUUACCAAUUGAAGAAUGAUUUGAUCGAAAAUAUUUGGAACAAAUUUGGUGAUGAAAACUAAUAAUUGUUGUAUUUCAAAUUUAAUCAUGGAAUAAAUAAAUUUUUCAAUUUAAUAAAUUAAUAUUUCAAUUUAA